Molecule: messenger RNA, 978 nt
Organism: Cyphellophora europaea CBS 101466
Lineage: Eukaryota; Fungi; Ascomycota; Eurotiomycetes; Chaetothyriales; Cyphellophoraceae
Exons: 1
Coding region: 1-978 (325 amino acids)
Source: RefSeq, a predicted model, not a curated record
AUGCAACACCCGCCUCAUCUCCUUUCUCUUCCCACCGAGAUCCAGCAACUAAUCGCCGCGCACACGCCGUACAACGGCCUCCGGGCCCUCCGGUUCGCGCACCGUACCUUCGCGACCCUCAUCUCCACUUCUCACCUUGCUACCGCCCGCGACCACCUCCGCGCCAGCCUGGCCCACAGCGAGAGACACGGCCUCAGCUUCCCAGCCGACGCCUUGAGGCACACCAACGCAUACCUCGACCUCAUCUCCGCCCCCUCCAGCGGCCUCUCCCUAGAGACAUGCACUCUCAGCUGCUACGCCUACCCCACCCCAACAGCUUACCACUCCAAGCGGCCCACGCGCGUCACUCCUCGUACCCUACCGCUAGGCACGCAUCCGCACACGCUCUCCACCGCGGCCACGUUGCACCCCUGCUACAGCUGUCUCGUCUUGCUCCCCGUCUCGCAUUUCUACACCCGCCAGAUCAGCAACACACGCGCGCUCGGCCGCGCAGACUGCGCCCAGCGGUUCUGCAUCGACUGCGCCAUUCACCGGGGCAUCUGGACGGUGGGAACCCGCAUCGGGGCUCGCGGUAGCGAAUUCGUGGUUUGUGAGGCGUGCUUGGGCUUCAAGGCGCACGCUAGGUUGUCACCGAACCUAGGAGUGUUAGGGGGGCCGACGCCGGUGGCGAGGGAGGAAUUUGGCACCAAGCUGUGCGAUGACUGCUUCCAGGGGAAGUUGAAGGCGCGGAAGGAAGUGCAGGACAUGCUCGAGAUAUCAGGAAAGAGGGUGGUAAUCGAGACCGGGACGAGGGGCGUGCUUGAAGAAGCGAGGGAUGAGGGCACCGUGGUGCUUGGACGCAAAGGGCGCUGUCAGCGGUGCUGGGCAAUCAACCAUACGCAGAGAGCGGCUCUGGAAGAGCUGGAAGGCCGUCCGUUGUGCAAUGCUUGCUGGACACUAGCAACCGCAGGAGGAGCUGGAGACAGCAUGUUCAGUUGA